CCCCGCACUCCACUCCCACAGACCCUCCCACAGGGAGCCGCACCCCCACCGGUCUCCCCCACCCCCCCGCAGACACCCCGCAGUGGCUCUGACACGUGCCACCGGACCCCGCAGGUCCUCUCAGUCACCUGCACACCUUACCCUCGCUCAGAUUUGCACACACACUCUUCCCCACUCACAGAACCUGGCACGAUGCACAACACAUGUCUCACACCGACACACACACACUCGGUCCAAGGUAUAGACCCAGACACAUGCACACAACCCAGGCUCUACAGAGGCACGUCCAGGAUUGCUCCUUCCCACGUCACACCUCAUGCCCGUGAGAACACACACUCUCACACACGCAGACCCCCAUGCACAUCACCCACUGACACACAUGCUUUCUCAGUCUCCCACCUACCACACAGACACACCAAGAUACUCAUACAUAGCUCACAGAGAGACCCGGGGAGCCCCACACUUCACCCUGCAGACCACCCCCAACUACACGGGCCGUUACACACUCGCCUACUUCCACUCACGGAUCUGUAGGAGUUGCACAUUUGCCAGCAUCCCUCCCCCCUCCUCCCCCCACACACACUUUCAUCUCCCUGCAUACAAGACCACCCCAGCCUGGCCACAGGAACCAACCUCUCAGCCCCUUUGUCUGUGCAAGCCGCUGGCCAUGCUUCCUGAGGGCUGUUCUCAGGGCCAGGGAGGGGGGCCUGGCUGGAGGUGGGUCUGCACCCCUUCCUGGUUGACUCAUCUGAGUCACCGGGAGUGGCUGGCCCGGGGUGACCCUGAGCCCGACAUGGGCACCGGCGCCAGCCCCAGGGCUCCCUGGUCACACCUGCCAGGGCAUGGGGGGAGGACACAGGGGCCUGGUCUGUAGGGUGGGGUGAGGCGGGUGUUUGCCCAGUGGGCGACUAGCAUUCCUGGCACCCCUGAGCUCUGGGCAGGCACAAGGCACGGCCUGGCACAGUUGGGGGCCUUCAGGACAAGCCAGUGAGUUAGCCCCCAGCCCCCGCCCUCUCCUCUGGGGUGAGGGCCAUCACAGGGCUUCUGCCUCUGCUGCCUGCCUGUCUCCCCGGGACUUCUGCACCCUAUGUGUGUGUGUGUCUGACCGUGUUGUCAUCACCCCCUGUGACGCCCACGUGUGUGUUUGUGUGUGUGUUUGCACACACAGUUGCUCCUCCCUGCCUGCCUCUGGCACCUCUGCUUCGGACCCCAGCGUGGGGGCCUGUCUGUUGACAUCUCCUAAGGUAACACACAGGGCAGUGACUCACUCCUCUCCUGCCCCAACUUGUCCCUGCUCCUGCCCAGAGCCCCCAUCCCCUGCAGCAAGGUGAGGGGACUGUGCAGCCUGUCCUAGGGGCCUGGGUCCUCCUGGCUGUGGGCCCCGGGCUUUGGCCUGUCUGGUUGAUGGGUAGCUGCCCUGGCCUCCGUUCCCCCUCGGAGCCUGUGGCUGCUGCUCUUCCCCAGCUGCGCACACAGACCUGGGAAACAGACAAUUAAUUUCUGUAAUGAGGUUUCCACACCACCCCUGCUGCGGGGGUUCUGCCUGAUAAACCUGUGGAGCAGCUCUCUGUCCUACCCACAGACCCGCCCAGCUGGCAGCGAGUUUACCUCCUGGCAGGGGGAAACUGAGGCAGGGAGCCAGACUGCAGCUGCCCCCACCCCCUGCUGGUCGCUCUUGCCUCCCUAACUUUCCAGUCCCUAAUUCCCUCCCCAGGCCUGUAGAGGGGCCUGGGAGUGGCUGGAGAUGCCCCUCGUGGGAGGAUGAGGGACUCUGAGGCAGGAGGAGGUUCCUGGCCAGGAGAAGGCCGCGUCGAGAGACGGGGAGGGCUCAGAGUUGUAGGGCUGGUCAGGCCUGGAGGAGAUCCUGGGUGCCCACACCCUCGGGUGCCAGCGGCAGGCGCCAGCAAAAGGACUUUUGGCUCUUGUGAGAAGCCGGGCAGACCUAUCCUUGCCUCCAGACUGAAGAGGCCCCACACGGGGAGCACAGAAUCUGUCCCCAGAGCCCUGCAGAGCCACUGUCCUCCCUGUUCUCCGGGGCUGCCCUAGGCCUCACCCACAGCCAGAUACCUCUGUGCCUACAGGGUCCCAGGACCGGGGCCCACAGCUCCUCAAUGGCAGAGAAGCCUCUCUGGGGACAAAGAAUGUUGCCCGUCCAGUUUCCCAAGACAAGCCCGGCCUGGUCCUGUAGAGGGCCAAGAACUCCAGCCCCUUCGUCACGAAGGUGAAAGAGCUGCGGCUGCAGAGAGAUGACUUUGAGAUCUUGAAGGUGAUCGGCCGAGGGGCCUUCGGGGAGGUCGCCGUGGUGAGGCAGAGGGACAGCGGGCAGAUUUUUGCCAUGAAAAUGCUGCACAAAUGGGAGAUGCUGAAGAGGGCCGAGACAGCCUGUUUCCGGGAGGAGCGGGACGUGCUGGUGAAGGGGGACAGCCGCUGGGUGACUGCUCUGCAUUACGCCUUCCAAGACGAGGAGUACCUGUACCUCGUGAUGGACUACUACGCUGGUGGGGACCUCCUCACUCUGCUGAGCCGCUUCGAGGACCGCCUCCCGCCCGAGCUGGCCCAGUUCUACCUGGCUGAGAUGGUGCUGGCCAUCCACUCACUGCACCAGCUGGGCUAUGUCCACAGGGAUGUCAAGCCGGACAAUGUCCUGUUGGAUAUGAAUGGACACAUCCGCCUGGCUGACUUUGGCUCCUGCCUGCGUCUCAACAACAGUGGCAUGGUGGAUUCAUCGGUGGCAGUGGGGACCCCUGACUACAUCUCCCCUGAGAUCCUGCAGGCCAUGGAGGAGGGCAAGGGCCACUACGGCCCACAAUGCGACUGGUGGUCGCUGGGAGUCUGCGCCUACGAGCUGCUCUUUGGGGAGACGCCCUUCUAUGCUGAAUCCCUGGUGGAAACCUACGGCAAGAUCAUGAACCAUGAGGACCACCUGCAGUUUCCCCCGGAUGUGCCCGACGUGCCGGCCAGCGCGAGAGACCUGAUCCGCCAGCUGCUGUGCCACCAGGAGGAGCGACUGGGCCGCAGAGGGCUGGACGACUUCCGGAACCACCCUUUCUUCGAAGGUGUGGACUGGGAGCGGCUGGCGACCAGCACUGCCCCCUACAUCCCUGAGCUCCGUGGGCCCAUGGACACCUCCAACUUCGACGUGGAUGAUGACACCCUCAACCAUCCAGGGACCCUGCCACCACCCUCCCAUGGGACCUUCUCCGGCCACCACCUGCCAUUUGUGGGCUUCACCUACACCUCGAGCAGUCCCAGCCCUGAGAGCAGCUCCGAGCAGGUGGCUGCCCUGGAGCAGAGGCUCCGUUGUCUGGAGCAGGAGAAGACGGAGCUGAGCCGGAAGCUCCAAGAGGCCCUGCAGAUGCCCUCGGACCACCGGGAGCUGGAGCAGCUGCGGAAGGAGGUGCAGACUCUACAGGACAGGCUGUCAGAGAUGCUGAGGGAAAGCAAGGCCCCCGUGUCUCAGACGGAGGGUAGCCCAGGCCAGCACAGUGACCUUCAGCAGGAGAGAGACCGGCUCCUCCAGGAGCUGGCCGAGGCUCAGACAAGGCUGCAGAUGCAGGAGCAGGAGCUGGGCAGAGCCCAAGGGCGGCAGGAGGAGCUGCUCCAGAGGCUGCAGGAAGCCCAGGAGAGAGAGGCAUCCACAGCCAGCCAGACCCAGGCCCUGAACUCCCAGCUGGAGGAGGCCCGGGAUGCCCGGAGGGAGCUGCAGGCCCAGGUGGCCACCCUGAGCCGGGAGGUGAGGCGGCUCCAGAGAGAUCAGGAGCGAAGCCUUGAGAAGGAGCCAUCCCAGGUCAAGACCGUCCACACCACCUCCGAGACCAACGGCACGGGCUCGCCCGAAAGCAGGCCUCAAGAAGCCCAGCUCAGGAAGGAGGUGGCUGCCCUGCGUGUGCAGCUGGAGCAGGCCCGCAGCCACGGGCCGAGCGGGAAGGAGGAGGCUCUGUGCCGGCUGCAGGAGGAGAACCGGCGGCUGAGCCAGGAGCAGGAGCGGCUGGUGGAAGAGCUGGAACGGGAGCUGCAGAGUAAGCAGCGGCUGGAGGGCGAGCGGCAGGAGUCAGAAAGCAACUGGGAGGCCCAGCUCGCCGACAUCCUCAGCUGGGUGAAUGAUGAGAAGGUCUCCAGAGGCUACCUACAGGCCCUGGCCACCAAGAUGGCCGAGGAGCUGGAGUCCCUGCGGAAUGUGGGCACCCAGACGCUCCCCACCCGGCCACUGGUGAGCCCCGGAGACACCCUGGGAGGAGGGGGUGCCGGUAGCCUCACUCCACAGGUGGGGAUACUGAGCUCGUGGAAGAUCAGUGACUUGCCUAAGCUCACAGCGGAUCAGUGGCAGAGCUGGGGCUCUGAGCCUGGCCAGGACCACCAGUGGAAGGCACGGCGGCUGCAGAAGAUGGAGGCCUCGGCCAGGCUGGAACUGCAGUCGGCACUGGAGGCCGAGAUCCGGGCCAAGCAGAGCCUGCAGGAGCGGCUGACGCAGGCGCAGGAGGCCCAGCUGCAGGCCGAGAGCCGUCUGCAGGAGGCCGAGAAGCAGAACCAGAGCCUGAAGCAGGAGCUGGCUGCACUUCGGGAGGAGCUGCGAGCCCGCGGGCCAGGAGACACCAAGCCCUCAAACUCGCUGAUUCCCUUCCUGUCCUUCCGGAGUUCAGAGAAGGAUCCCGCCAAGGACCCUGGCAUCUCAGGAGAGGCCCCGAGGCCGGGGUCGGAACCGGAGCUGAGGCCGGAGGGCCGCCGCAGCCUGCGCCUGGGGGCUGUGUUCCCCAGAGCACCUGCUGCCACCACAGCUGCUACAGAAGGCCCUCCCGCAAAGCCUGGCUCCCACACGCUGCGCCCCCGGAGCUUCCCGUCCCCCACCAAGUGUCUCCGCUGCGCCUCGCUGAUGGUGGGCCUGGGCCGCCAAGGCCUGGGCUGUGAUGCCUGCGGCUACUUCUGUCACUCAACUUGUGCCCCACAGGCCCCACCCUGCCCCGUGCCCCCUGACCUUCUCCACGUGGCCCUGGGAGUGCACCCCGAAACGGGCACGGGCACUGCCUAUGAGGGCUUCCUGUCGGUGCCUCGACCCUCGGGUGUCCGGCGGGGCUGGCAGCGGGUGUUCGCUGCCCUCAGUGACUCACGCCUGCUGCUGUUUGACGCCCCGGACCCGCGGCUCAGCCCAGCCAGCGGGGCCCUCCUGCAGGCACUGGAUCUGAGGGACCCCCAGUUCUCUGCCACCCCUGUCCUGGCCUCUGAUGUGAUCCAUGCCCAAUCCAAGGACCUGCCACGCAUCUUUAGGGUGACGGCGUCCCAGCUGACGGUGCCACCUGCCACGUGCACCGUGCUGCUGCUGGCGGAGAGCGAGGGCGAGCGGGAGCGCUGGCUGCAGGUGCUGGGCGAGCUGCAGCGGCUGCUGCUGGACACGCGGCCACAGCCCCGGCCUGUGUACACGCUCAAGGAGGCCUACGACAAUGGGCUGCCCCUGCUGCCGCACGCGCUCUGCGCCGCCAUCAUCGGCUCACAGCAGCUCUGUGAGAAAGACCAGGAACGGCUUGCUCUGGGCACUGAGGAAGGGCUGUUUGUGAUCCACCUGCACAGCAACGACAUCUUCCAGGUGGGCGAGUGCCGGCGGGUGCAGCGGCUGGCCGUGAGCCCCACUGCGGGCCUUCUGGUCGUGCUGUGCGGCCGUGGCCCCAGCGUGCGCCUCUUCGCCCUGGCUGAGCUGGAGAGCACGGAGGUGGCGGGCGCCAAGAUCCCCGAGUCUCGAGGCUGCCAGGUGCUGGCAGCCGGACGCAUCCUGCAGGCCCGCACCCCCGUGCUCUGUGUGGCCGUCAAGCGCCAGGUGCUGUGUUACCAGCUGGGUCCGGGCCCAGGGCCCUGGCAGCACCGCAUCCGUGAGCUGCAGGCACCGGCCCCUGUGCAGAGCCUCGGGCUGCUGGGCGACCGGCUGUGCGUGGGUGCGGCGGGUGCCUUUGCGCUCUACCCGCUGCUCAACGAGGCUGCACCUUUAGCUCUGGGGGCCGAUCUGGUGCCUGAGGAGCUGCCACCGUCCCGUGGGGGCCUGGGCGAGGCUCUGGGCGCUGUGGAACUCAGCCUCAACGAGUUCCUGCUGCUCUUCACCACCGCCGGGGUCUACGUGGACGGUGCCGGCCGCAAGUCUCGCAUCCAUGAGCUGCUGUGGCCAGCAGUGCCCACGGGCUGGGGUUACGCAGCCCCCUACCUGACAGUGUUCAGUGAGAACUCCAUCGAUGUGUUUGACGUCAGGAAAGCAGAGUGGGUCCAGACGGUGCCACUCAAGAAGGUGCGACCCCUGAACCCAGAGGGCUCCCUGUUCCUCUAUGGCACCGAGAAGGUCCGCCUGACCUACCUCAGGAACCGGCUGGCAGAGAAGGACGAGUUCGACAUCCCCGAUCUCACCGACAACAGCCGGCGCCAGCUGUUCCGUACCAAGAGCAAGCGCCGCUUCUUCUUCCGCGUGUCGGAGGAGCAGCGGCAGCAGCAGCGCAGGGAGAUGCUGAAGGACCCUUUUGUGCGCUCCAAGCUCAUCUCAUCGCCCACCAACUUCAACCACCUGGUGCACAUGGGCCCUAUGGACGGGAAGCCCAGCGCCAGGAACCCGCCCCGGGCUCCGGAAGAGAAGGGCCGAGGGUCCCGCAGCUCCGGCCCGCAGCGGCCCCACAGCUUCUCGGAGGCCUCGCGGCGCCCAGCGUCCAUGGGCAGCGACGGCCUUGCCGGAGACGCGGACCCCAAAGUGAAGAGGAAGCCUUGGACAUCUCUCUCCAGCGAGUCCGUGUCCUGCCCCCAGGGAUCUCUGAGCCCGGCAGCCUCCCUGACACAGGUCUCAGAACGGCCCCGGAGCCUCCCGCCCGCCCCUGAACCAGAGAGCUCCCCUUGACACCCUCUGGCAGGGCCCACCCCAACCCCGGAAUCAGGAGAUGUGAGGGAGCCAAGAGCUUGAGGAGUGCCAUGCUCCGGCUGGUCCGGGCUGUGUGGAAAUUCGGACUCAGGGAGAGCCUGCUCUGGGCAGCGACUAGGAGGCUGGCCUGGGUUCCCAGGACCCAGGGGGCCUGACUCCCAGCCCCAACCUGUGCCAGCCACUGGAAACAGAAUGACCCCCUUCUGCCCUGGGGGCCCCUCUGCCUGCUGUCCACGGGUGAUUGUGCCAAAGCUCUCAUUCCACUGCCGAGGCCAGGAGGCUUGUCGGCAAGAGUCGGGAUGAAGGACGGAGAAGGGCCAGGUCCCUGGGAGUGGUCUGGGGUCGUCUUGACUGUCUAGACCCCAGGUGAGGCCGAGCUGAGGCAUAUCCCAGUCUCUGCUCAGGGUCAGGGUGGGAAAGACAGGCUCUGAUCCAGAGAAAAGGAGGAUAGAGAAGGAGAGAAGAAUGUAGGUGAAAGAGGCGGGAGGAAGUAGAGGAGGAGACGAUAGUGACUGGAGGAGGUGAGGGCCAUCCAGAGGAGAAGGAGAGGAUACAGGAGGAGUGGUGAAGAGGACGAGAGACAGGGGACGAAGAGGAGAGACAAGGGGAGAGGGGUGGAGGGGAGAGACAGCUGGAAGAACGCACGCCCACAGAGGGAGGAGCUUCGUGGGGUGGGAGCAGAGAGGGGCUCCAUGAGCCAACUGACAUUGUCAUCUAAUCCGCCCAGGGGGGAGAUAAUUCCUAGACAGGGAUGGGAUGGGGAGGGUAUUUAUAAGGGCUACUAGCUGGGAGAUGGGCACCCGUUGGGGGCCACUGGAGGGUCUCCAGGCACACUCUGGCCCCUCCCAGAAAGGGGGGGGUCCUUUUUCUUAAAGCUUCAACCAACCAUAUUAGGGGAUCAUAGGAGGCAUUUUAUUAUUGAUCACAGUCAUUAUUAUUAUUAUAUUACUAUUUUUAUUAAAUCUCCCUCUACUGACAAGUAGGGGGCAAAAUAAGUAUUUAUCUUCUCAAAUGCCAUAUUCCCGGGAGGGACCGACUCGGACGCUCUGUGAAGCAGUAAGAAAUCAAUAAAGACGACUUUGUAAACUGCUGGC
Molecule: messenger RNA, 7974 nt
Organism: Equus caballus (horse)
Lineage: Eukaryota; Metazoa; Chordata; Mammalia; Perissodactyla; Equidae
Source: RefSeq, a predicted model, not a curated record